Molecule: messenger RNA, 540 nt
Organism: Oldenlandia corymbosa var. corymbosa
Lineage: Eukaryota; Viridiplantae; Streptophyta; Magnoliopsida; Gentianales; Rubiaceae
Source: the annotation of a GenBank genome assembly
AUGUCAGCAGAAACAGGUGAUAAAAAAGCAUCCUCAUCAGGUCUUACCACAAAGGAGAAGGAAAGUGUUCUGAUUAAUGUUGAUGGGGCUAAUUCCUCCAAGGAGUUGCCGGCUGUUCGUAUAGAUAAGGGCACCCCAAAUCCAAAUAAAGAAUUGUUGAUUGCUGCAGAUGCUCUUACCAGAGAGCAAGAUGAACAGAAGAAUGAGGAAAAGGAUCAGGCAAACAUGACUCAAAUGUUGGAAACAUUAGAAUCGGUUGCGCAAGAGGAUCAGCUCGCUGUUUCUUCACAGCGUGCUGUCAGCGAUGCCUCUGCAAAUUUGAGUAACGAUGGUACUACUAUUAUACUUCAGGAAUCAUCUUAUGGGAAUCAUGUUACUUGUGCUAAAGCUGAUGAUAAGGAAGAUGAAGCUGAAGAAAUUUUCUCUGAUUUUGCCCCAGCCUCGGUAAUGAAUACAUCUCAAGGCCGAGAAAAACUAUUUCUAACUGAAGAAGGGAUUAUUGAUCUCAAUUCUUCUGAACUUGAAGCAUCUACUAAGUAG